Messenger RNA from Clonostachys rhizophaga, 507 nucleotides. NCBI's taxonomy places the organism in Eukaryota, Fungi, Ascomycota, Sordariomycetes, Hypocreales, Bionectriaceae. The record is from the annotation of a GenBank genome assembly.
AUGGCCGGUCCCAUCACCACACCGCUGACGACCCUCCUGGGCAUCCAGCACCCCAUCGUCCUGGCCGGCAUGGCCCGGACGUCCGGCGGGGCGCUGGCCGCCGCCGUCUCCAACGCGGGCGGCCUCGGCGUCAUCGGCGGCUUCAUGUACACGCCGGACCAGCUGCGCGAGAUCGUCGCCGAGAUGAAGUCCAAGUUCAGCCGCCCCGGCCUGCCCUUCGGCGUCGACCUGGCGCUGCCCCAGGUCGGCGGCGGCGCGCGCAAGACCAACCACGACUACACCAACGGCAAGCUCGAGGAGCUCAUCGACAUCACCAUCGAGAGCGGCGCGGUCCUCUUCGUGUCCGCCGUGGGCGUGCCGCCAAAGCACGUCAUCGACAGGCUGCACAAGGCCGGCAUCCUGGUCAUGAACAUGGUCGGGCACCCCAAGCACGCCGUCAAGGCGCUGGACCUGGGCGUCGACAUCGUGUGCCCCCAGGGCGGCGAGGGAGGCGGCCACACGGGCAAC